AUGGACGCGGUCGAGCAGCGCCUGAGGAGCUCGAGCUUGACCGAGGGAGCUCCGCGUCGCUCCAACUCGCGCGUGUUCCUCGGCCUCGACGCCCUCCGCUCCAACGUCGCCCUCCCGAACCCUCGACGGCGGUCAAGCGGCGGCCAGUCGGUCCAAGGCGGCGCCGGGUCCAUCCCUGGACUCGUACGCAGGGACAGCACGCGCGCGCCGACCCGCGCCAUCCCUUCCCCCGUCCCGUCGCCCAUUCCGCCCCAGUUCCGCACCCUCGACUCGUACAACGCGCGCAACGUCGCAGCCGCCCUCGACCAGAGCGCGAGCAGCGUCGACGAUGCGUGGCAGCAGGUCUGCGUCCGGGUCUUGCCCCUCUUCAACGGCGAGGGCAUUCGCGGCUUCGUCGAGGACCUCAACGCUCUCGUCACGAGCCACGUUCAACGGCGGUUCGCCCAGUCGCAGUCGGCCCGCCAACGCUCGGCCAACAACCCGUCGGUCAACGUCGCCUCGCUCGUCACGGGCCUCAUCAUCGCCGACCUGACCGACCUCAUCCGCGUCGGCCUCACCACCCUCGCGCACAAGCUCGCUCCACCACCACCAGCCCAGCCCCUCGACAAUGGCCGCCUCCUCGCCCGCCUCAACGAGGUGUGGCUCUUCUUCUUCACCGGCAUCGUGCCGCACCUGGAGGCCGUCUUCUGGGUCCUGCGCUCCGACGACCGCCUGCGGGCCGCCGUCGGGCACGAGGCGAGGUCGGCGCGCGAGCGAGAAGAAGGGCGCAUCGACGUGCGGCGCAUCGCCCUCAUCGAGUUUCGCGACGAGAUCCUCCACCCGGGCAUGGGCCGCCUCGUGCCCCUCAUCUCGGCCGUCUACCAGGGCGGCGUCAACCUCGACAGCGACGAGUCGAGGCCGGCGAGCCGGCGCCCGUCCGUCUCGUCGAGCUACCCGGCCGCAUCGCCGCCCGACAUCCGCCGUGCGCGCUCGCACCCUCAUCCUCCCUCUCGUCCCAUCUCGCCCGCCCUCGGCGCGUCGCCCGCACCUCCUCCUCGGCAUCCCCAACGCCAGUACUCGUCGCCGCCGCGCCUCUCGCCCGACCCCAACUACGUCUCGUCCUUCCUCCCCUCGAGCUCCGGCUCGGCGCGCCGAUCUCUCGCCGGCGCCCCAGGCGCGCCCGCCGCGACUACGGCGCAAGCCUUCGCGCGCAGGCGGCAGAUGGUGGCCGUCCUCGCGGCGCUGAGGACCGACGACGACCGCCAGGGCGAGAUGGACGCGCUCUUACGGCUCAUCCGGCCGGCGCCGGCGCCGAGCGGCGCGCGGUACCGCCCUCGUCGUGGCAGCAGCGCGUCGCCGUCGCCGUCGGGGCACGAGCAGCCGAAGAGCGGGUACAGCACGCCGGGCGAGCCGGCGUUCGCGCCUCGAGGCGGUGCGCCGUUCCAGGGCGACGAGGACGGCGACCUGCCCGGCUCGGGCGCCGUGACGGGCCUCACGGGCUCGCCGAUCGACGUGGUCGACGAGCCGUCGUCCAUCUCGUCGCACGGCGAGGGUGGCGACAUCCUGCCGGCGCCGGUCCGCGGCAGCGCCUUUGCGUCGCCCUUGCCGCGCGCGAUCGACGCCCGCCAGCGCCACCGCAGCCGCACGAUGGACUCGCUCGACGAGGAGGACGCGCACGCGCACCUCGCGCAGCCCUCGCUCGUGCCGCCCGUGCCGCAGCUGCCGCCGAGUCGAGCUAGCUCGGACGGCGUCGGCGGACCCGGCCAGGCCCUCUCGGCUGCCGAGCUCGCCCAGCUGCAGCGUGCCGCCUCGCCCGUCGCCGUCGGAGCCGCCGCUACCUCGAGCGCGAGCGCGGCGGCGAGCGCAGGCGUCAAGAAGGCCCGUCGCCGCUCGUUCCUCCCCGGGUUCAAGCGCUCCAACUCGACGGCGUCGACCUCGACCAACGCGAGCGGCGGCACGGCCAUCACCGACGGUCACAGCGACGACGAGUCGCUCGCCGUGCCAGGUGGGGCAGCAGGAGGAGCGGCCGGCGGCAUCCGCGGGGACAAGCUGCGGCGCGGGCUUCUGAGGAGGAACUCGUCGCGGCGGGCGGUCGAGCUCGUCGGUGCGGGUGCGGCUGGACCGGCGCUCGGUGCGGCAGGAGGGUUUGCGGUCGAGGACGACGAGUGA
This is a messenger RNA of Rhodotorula graminis WP1, 2148 nucleotides long. RefSeq lists its product as uncharacterized. Gene Ontology annotation, cellular component: TORC2 complex. The transcript has 2 exons. The record is from RefSeq and is a predicted model, not a curated record. NCBI's taxonomy places the organism in Eukaryota, Fungi, Basidiomycota, Microbotryomycetes, Sporidiobolales, Sporidiobolaceae. The coding region runs from base 1 to 2148 and encodes 715 amino acids. Gene Ontology annotation, biological process: TORC2 signaling.